Molecule: messenger RNA, 1924 nt
Organism: Hydra vulgaris (swiftwater hydra)
Lineage: Eukaryota; Metazoa; Cnidaria; Hydrozoa; Anthoathecata; Hydridae
Product: 3-galactosyl-N-acetylglucosaminide 4-alpha-L-fucosyltransferase FUT3
Cellular component (GO): membrane
Molecular function (GO): alpha-(1->3)-fucosyltransferase activity
Source: RefSeq, a predicted model, not a curated record
UUUUUUUUAAUUUUAAAAAGUCGAUGACCGACUUUGUGUAAUGUGAUCGAGCUAGAUCAGGCCAGAAGAUAAACUCAUUGUCUUUUUUAUAAUAUUCUGAUAAUAGAGGAAGUAAAGUUUUUUCUAGUAUCUCUUUAUAAGUGUACUGAUUGAUUGCCUGAUUAGUGUGAUGAAUAUAAAGAGGUCUUUUUCCACGGGGCUGAUGCAACAAGAAACAAAGAGCUUGUCCUCGUACUUUUUACGCAAAUUGUAUCUUACUUUGUCAGAACAUUGAGAAGGAUCAGCGGCAUAAAACCUAUCAUUACCAGCUAAUGUACUAUUUUAAGGUCUUUUAACUGAUCAAGUCAGAAAAUUACAUAUGAGCAGUAAAACAUGUAAAGCUUGGAAAAUAUGGAGAUAUUUCAAUGGAAAUUAUUUUUAUUUUUUGGUAGCUUUUUGAUUACGUAUUUGAUUUUAAUACGAGAAUUAUCGUUUAAAAACAGUUACAAAAUACCAAAUUAUUACCAUUUCUUUAGCCGAGGUUUAAAUAAUACAUUCAACACAUAUCGAAACAUUGAAUUAACAGGUUCACCAAUUCAAAGCCAAAGUUAUCUUAUAUUGAUAUAUACAACUUUUUUUGGCGAUCCGUUUCCUAUACACCCUUCAUCUGAAUGCGGUUUCAACACUUCUAACUUCCAAAUAACAAAUAAUAAGGAACAAAUCAAGAGAAGUAAUGUUGUGAUGUUUCACUCGCGUAAUAUGCCAUCCAUACAAGAGUUAGAACGCAUUAAUAAAUUGAGACGAAAUGACCAGCUAUGGAUUUAUUUUACAAUGGAGUCUAUAUACAAUAAUCCAGGUGUUGAUAAUAUUGACAAGUACUUUAAUGCUUCCGCAACAUAUGGAGUCGAUACUGAUAUACCGUUCCCUUACAGAUAUCAUAAAAAACGCUUAGAAGUUGAUGAAAGCUAUAACAAAGAUCGUUUUUUAAACAAAACAAGAAUGGUUGCUUGGACUGUGAGUAAUUGUAACGGUGAUGCUAGAAACAAACUUGCAUUGAAGUUAAUAUCGUAUGGUGUCGAUAUUGAGGUUUCAGGAAGGUGCGCGGGAAGAUUUCCAAAGCGUUUUUCAUCAAAAUGUCGAGGAAGACCUUGUUAUGAAGAUCUACGCGAUUUUAAGUUUUAUUUUUCUGCAGAGAAUUCAUUAUGCGAUGGUUAUAUCACAGAAAAGUACUGGAAUUCUGGACUUGAUUAUGACGUAAUACCUAUAGUUUUAGGAGGGUCCAACUAUUCUGAUCCAAGAUUAGCAAUUCCAGGUUCUUAUAUUGACGCUAUGAGUUUUGAUUCUCCUAAAACCUUGGCUGAUUAUAUUUUAGACGUUAGUUCAAAUUCUACAAAAUACAACUCUUUCUUUGAGUGGAAAAAACAUUGGCAGUUAGAUAGCUCUAGUUUUUUUUGCAUGCUUUGUGAUAAAUUAAGAAAUGGUAUUAGUUUUCGAACAAAUCCUUUAUUAAAAACAAUGAAUAGAGAAAAAUGCACUCGACCACAAAAAAAGUUUAACAUUUGGAUCAAUCAAAACUAACAAAUAUUUGUUAAUUAGGAUUAAACAAAUUGCAUUAGAAUAUCUUGAUCUUGCUAUAUUUUAAAACAUGAGAAGUUACAGUGAGCUAUGUAAAAGAUUCAAUAAAGAAUAUUGAGGUUUUAUACUUUCAUAUUUGAAAAAUAUGAAAUCAUAAAAAAUGCUUUAAGAGUCUUGAUCAAACUUUUCCAUAUUUUAAUGCGAUUACAAGCAUUUUAACGCGGAUAAAAACAUUUUAACGCUGUUACAAACAUGCGGAAGUUUUUCAUAAUUAUACUGGAAAGCGCUUUUUAGACGUUUUCUUGAAAUUGCAACAUUUUUUGAAAUUGCAACGUUUUUUUAAAACGUUUUUUUGCGUAAAAACAACUUU